This is a messenger RNA of Sus scrofa (pig), 2291 nucleotides long. It is a transcript of the gene C16H5orf22, whose product is annotated as chromosome 16 C5orf22 homolog. NCBI's taxonomy places the organism in Eukaryota, Metazoa, Chordata, Mammalia, Artiodactyla, Suidae. The record is from RefSeq and is a predicted model, not a curated record.
CCGGGUGAGCGCGCGUUUCCACCCGGGAGUGGAGGCAGGGCCACAGCUGCGGCAGGCCGGCGUCUUCGCACUGAGCUUCAGGCUCGCUGAGACGCUUCCCCGCGCGAAAACAUGAGUGACUCCGCGGGAGAGCGCCCCCGGCUCCGGUGCUACCCGGAGCUCCCCGUUUGGGUGGUGGAGGAUCAUCAGGAGGUUCUGCCUUUUAUAUACCGGGCCAUUGGCUCAAAGCAUCUUCCUGCAAGUAACAUAAGUUUUGUGCAUUUUGAUUCACAUCCAGACCUCCUUAUUCCUGUGAAUAUGCCAGCUGACACUGUAUUUGAUAAGGAAACGCUUUUUGGAGAAUUAAGUAUUGAAAAUUGGAUUAUGCCUGCAGUUUAUGCUGGCCAUUUUUCUCACGUAAUAUGGCUUCAUCCCACAUGGGCUGAGCAAAUCAGAGAGGGCAAACAUCACUUUUUGGUCGGCAAAGACACUUCUACAACAACAAUCAGGGUUACAAGUACAGAUCAUUACUUCCUAAGCGAUGGUCUUUAUGUAACUGAAGACCAGCUAGAGAACCCAAAACCUUUACAAUUGGAUGUGAUUAUGGUAAAACCUUAUAAACUCUGUAACAAUCAAGAAGAAAAAGAUACAGUGUCCUCUGCUAAGAAGCCAAAGCUAGCACUGGAGGAUGGAGAAAACCCUGCCUCUACUAAUGGUAAAUCUUAUUCAGAAGGACUGGAAAAGGACGUGGUGACCCAGAAAAGGGACCAGACCUGUCUACAACCAUCAUGUUCAUGUUCUGAAAGCCAGGAAUGCCAGACUACAGUGAGCACUGGAGAAAUUCUGAAAAUUUUGGAGAACAGGGAUGCAUUUAUUUUAGAUAUUGACUUAGAUUUUUUUUCAGUCAAAAACCCCUUCAAAGAAAUGUUCACUCAGGAAGAGUACAAAAUAUUGCAAGAGCUGUACCAAUUUAAAAAGCCUGGUACCAACCUGACAGAGGAAGAUCUGGUAGAUUGUGUUGAUACUCGAAUUCAUCAAUGAGAUUUAGAAGCUGCUUUUGCUGAUUUGUGUGAUGGUGAUGAUGAAGAGACUGUACAGAAAUGGGCUUCAAAUCCUGGAAUGGAAUCAUUAGUUCCACUUGUACAGAGUUUGAAAAAACGGAUGGAAGCACCAGACUAUGAAAUGGUUCACCAGGCUGGUCUAACCUGUGAUUAUUCAGAACUUCCUCACCAUAUCAGCACAGAAAAAGAAAUUGAAUAUCUUAUUCAGUCUGUAUAUUAUGUUCUAAAAAAUUUACCAAAACCUACUCUUGUGACAAUUGCAAGGUCAAGUCUGGAUGAUUACUGUCCUUCUGAGCAAGUUGACACCAUUCAAGAAAAAGUCCUCAGUGUGCUGCGCUCCCUCUAUGGGACUCUAGACAUUCACCUGGAGUACUCAGCAGAGUCCGCUCCAUCUUGAAACAGCACAUCUCUAGGCUCCUGUUACAUCUUCAUGUAGUAACAGGGUUUUCAUUGCAAACAAGUCUUCCAGAGAAAAUUUUGUUUUUAUGUUAAUGUUUAGUUAAAAUCUUUCAGGUAUUUUGAAUCUCCAAACAUGUCACCGCUUGUUGAAUGAUGACAAUUUUCCUGACAUCAAGUCUACCCCAGUUGAUGGAACUGUUGCUCAUGUUUAUUCCAUUCCAUUACUGUUAUCUUUUGUGAGGGUUUCUUCCAUCUUUUCUCUUCUUCCCUCGAAGUUGGUUGGACUGUAUGAGAUUCAUUCAUUUAUUCAUUAACUCUGCUGACAUUUACUGAACACAUACAUGUGCCAGACAUGAUUAAGUGCUGGGUAUAUGGUAACAAGCAGAAUAGGCAAGCCCUCUGCCCUCUUGGUGGACUGCUGAGAAGUGUUAUGAAGGAAAGGAGAACCACAAAUAUGUCUGAGGCGUGCUCUUAGUACUCAGGGUACCCUGGCCUUACGGGAAAGUAGCAUUCUCAAAAGCUACUACCAGAAAAGGAAACAAUAAACUUGCUAACCCAUGAGAAUGUUGCAGGAGGUCUACCUUUCCAAGACUUUUGGGAUUGUGGCCAGCUCUUAUGGAAUGCUCUCAGCAUUGUUGGUAUCGAGGAGGUCUUUUAUUCAAUAGAUUCAACCAAACAAAAUGCAACUUUUUUUUUUUUUUUUUUUUUUUUGCUAUUCAAAAAUGCCCUUCAGGGUUUUUUGUGCCUCCAGAUAGUCAGUAUGGGUAUGAAUUACAAUUAUAAUUCCUAAGUGGCACUUAAUUGGCAGUCUGGAUUGAUAAUUUUUUCAAAUAAAACAGCUUUUUAUGUAAA